This is a messenger RNA of Penicillium soppii, 936 nucleotides long. RefSeq lists its product as uncharacterized. The record is from RefSeq and is a predicted model, not a curated record. NCBI's taxonomy places the organism in Eukaryota, Fungi, Ascomycota, Eurotiomycetes, Eurotiales, Aspergillaceae. The transcript has 2 exons. The coding region runs from base 1 to 936 and encodes 311 amino acids.
AUGAGUAUGCAUAUGCUUCCGCCCCUACGGGCUGUUGUGCUUAUAACAUUAUUUUCUUGUCUUUUCCCCUUCGUCGCGUCCACAACAGAUACAUUCAACAAGAUCCCUAAGCCAACUUUCUCUUUUGAUCAACUUUGGAAGCUUGAGAAGAACUUUUGGGAUUCGUUCCUCUAUCCCACCAAUCUUGAGCAAACACAAGGAAACUCAUCUACAAUCUUUGCGCCCGAUGUUCAAGGGCGGGUCGAUAUUACGCGCACCUUCGACGGCGAUGAGCUAAACCGCGAAUAUAUCUUCGGCCUUUUCGCAGACCCAGACCACGUAAGUCUGGUGGGUGUCCCGAUUGCAUACAAUAUCACCCAGUUCACUGCAAAUGACAACAUCGCAUCCGCAACAACAGUCGUGACUUUCAACGCGAGUACUUUUGGAGUUCUCAUUCCUGUGACCAUUGAUACCUGGAUUGAAUUUAAUCCAGAUGGAAAGAUCGCGCAAUACGACGCGGUUUUCCGCUGGUUCGAUUACCUCUUGGACUUUUUACUCCAGGGAGUCGCGACAAAAAUCAACGCGACUUCUCCUGACCUUGCUGUAUCAUAUGUAUCUGAUGUCUUAGCAAAGACGAUCUGCGCUACACAUGAACAGCAUUGCACGGGGUCGAACCAACAAUACACCGAUACAGCAGCUUGCUAUGACUUUUUGACCAAGACUACUAGGUUUGGAAAAGGAUACGAGCUAGGCCGCAACACUCUGCUAUGUCGCGAGGUCCAUGAGCACAUGGUGCAGUAUCGGCCCGAUGUGCAUUGCCCUCAUAUCGGGCCCAGUGGUGGAGGUUACUGUGUUGAUGACAUGAAUUAUUCGCAGACUGUGCUGCAAAGAUACUUCAAUGAUUCAUGGAUUGCCUUUGGAUAUGGUAAUGACCAGAAUAUCUGGCUCGCCAACUAG